AUGGCAACAACACGAAUUUCUGAUUUGCAUCCGGGAAGGACAGAUUGGAGGAUUACCGCAAAGGUCUUGAGCACUUGGUUUGUCCAUGACUUCUUCUCGAAAAGGGUGAUGCUUUUGGUCGAUGAAAAGGGUAACACCAUUGAAGCAACUAUCAUUCACACUCCACUGAUGAAAAAAACCCCUCAGUAUAUCUACGACGGAGAAUGGUAUUCGAUAUCCAAUUUUAUGGUCAUCAAACCAACACUCAAGGAUCGAAACACAACAAAUCCUUACCAGAUUAAAACUUGGAAUGAUACAGAAAUGAUCAUUCUCGGCGAUGUGAGUCCCUCUCACUUCUUUCGUUUCAAAGACUUUGACGACAUGAAAAACGGAAGAUCUAUUGAUGGCUCAUCUUUUGAUGUCUUUGGCUGUAUUGUUGCUGUUAAGCAAAGAAGAAUUCAUGGAUCUAUCAGUGCCGAAGAUGGGAUAGCCGACGACUAUGAUGAAGUAGUCUUCACUCUCUUGAAUGGCAGGAAUGAAACUUUCAAGUGUUGUGCUAAGAGGGAUUAUGCUUCAAAUUUCAUGCAUCAAUGGAGACAAAACGGAUAUCAUCUAACAUACAAAACCCAUCCAGUGUUUUGUGUUUUGCGAUUCUGGAAACUUGGUGUUAGUGAAGGUGCACCAUGCAUUGUCAAUUGUAGUGGCUCCUCAAGACUAUUCCUUCAACCAAAUAUUGAGGGUCUGGAAAAUCACAAAGCCAAGUAA
Molecule: messenger RNA, 744 nt
Organism: Camelina sativa (false flax)
Lineage: Eukaryota; Viridiplantae; Streptophyta; Magnoliopsida; Brassicales; Brassicaceae
Source: RefSeq, a predicted model, not a curated record